AGAAGCUAAGACAUAAGACUUUGUCCUUCUGGCCUGGCCCCUCUUCUAUAACUACUAAGCUUUCCAACUAAUACAGAGAACUCAUUCCACUUUUUCCUUGUUACUUUCCUCAAUUUUUUUUCUCUCUCAAACCAUAUAUAUAAGGAUAAGAUAGGAGCACUAAAGAUGGUCUUUGUCAAUUAUGGUAUAACAAAUCUCAGAGAAACAAACAUGAGAAGGGAUUAUAGGAAAAUGUGGAGAGCAGUGCCUUGCACAAGCCGAAAAAGUCUGCGAACCGAUUCGUGGAAAGACAUUGAAGAAAUCCUCAAGAGUAAGCUUGCAACCAUCACAGAAGAGCCAGAGAGUUGUGAUGAGAACCAAACUUCUUCACCAAGGCUUAAAAGAUUGGCCAAGAAUGGGAAGAAGAAGAAGAACAAAUCAGGGAACUUUCUCUUACCCCAUUUUAGUCUCAAAGAUUCUUAUGCUCUUUUCAUGACUAGAUUUGCCUCUAAAGGUAGCUUUGGAGGACUCCUUCAGUACUGAUCAGCUUAUUUAUGCAUUAGUACUUCUAGAAGAGGGGUUGGACUAAAAAUUAUGUUCAUGUGUAGUAAUAUAAGUAGUAGUACAACAAUAAUGGGGAGCAUAAUUCUUUUUUUAACAUAAUGUAUUUUGUAUAGUAUAUUUAUGCUAUAAUCAAAUUUCAACCAUCUUUGACA
Molecule: messenger RNA, 695 nt
Organism: Cannabis sativa
Lineage: Eukaryota; Viridiplantae; Streptophyta; Magnoliopsida; Rosales; Cannabaceae
Exons: 2
Coding region: 166-522 (118 amino acids)
Source: RefSeq, a predicted model, not a curated record